Thalassophryne amazonica is the source of this 1022-nucleotide messenger RNA. RefSeq names its product kin of IRRE-like protein 1. Gene Ontology annotation, molecular function: cell adhesion molecule binding. Lineage: Eukaryota; Metazoa; Chordata; Actinopteri; Batrachoidiformes; Batrachoididae. Gene Ontology annotation, cellular component: cell-cell junction. The record is from RefSeq and is a predicted model, not a curated record. Gene Ontology annotation, biological process: cell-cell adhesion.
GCGAAGAAGAAGGAGAAGGAGAAGCAGGCGGCAGCGGCGAAAAAUAAAAACAAAAAAAGUAGCGAAAUGGUGUAAAAAAUAAAAAGCGGAGCAGCUCAGAGCCAAAGCAGGAGGGGCGGACGAAGACGGAUUACUGUUGUCACUGUAAUUACCGGUGAAGUCUGUGAAGUUUGAUGCUGUCCUCACGGAGCUUUGAGCCAGUAACGGACUUUUUGGUCGGCUGAACCAUGCAGAGGCUGCUGGUCCUCCUGAAUUUGGUGUUGACUUUUCAAACCGGGUGGACAGCGAGGUUCUCUCAGGAGCCGGCAGACCAGUCGGUGGUUCGGGGCCAGAGGGUGAUCCUGUCUUGUGUUGUCUUCAACUACUCUGGCAUUGUUCAGUGGACCAAAGAUGGCCUGGCUCUGGGCAUCGGAGAAGACCUCCGGGCCUGGCCCAGGUACCGUGUGCUGCGUGUUCAGGAGUUGGGCCAGUAUAACCUGGAGAUUCUGUCCGCCGAUCUGUCUGAUGACUCGCUGUACGAGUGCCAGGCCCCGGAUGCUGCCCUGAGAUCCAGGAGGGCCAAACUCACCGUCCUCAUCCCGCCAGAUGACCCGGUGAUAGACGGCGGUCCGGAGGUGUUACUGACUGCACGAGAGUCCUACAACCUCAGCUGUGUGUCUCGAGGGGCCAAACCGCCUUCUACAAUCGAGUGGCUCAAAGAUGGCCUUCCUGUGGACGGGGCUGUCAGCAUGACUGAGGUGCUUCCGGACCGAAAGAGAGACACCCGUAGCUACCUGCCGAUCCAACCGGUCGACACAGAUACUGGGAGGAACUACAGUUGUAUAGCCACCAAUCUGGCAGCUCCCACCGGCAAAAGCACAACAGUCACUCUCAAUGUGCACCACCUGCCAACAGUGACCUUGUCUAUUGAGCCUCGCUCCGUACACGAGGGGGACAGAGUCACCUUCACCUGCCAGGCUCCAGCCAACCCUCCUAUUAUGGGCUACAGGUUUGAAACUGGCCAUUUUGUGCAUGUGGAGUGA